CCGUAGAAAAACGCAAUGAGAGUGGUCCGAUGGUGUCUGGCGAGGUUUUACAGAGGGUUUAGGGAUCUAAGUUCUACAUCAGAGAGUGAGACGCGAAAAGCAGGGGACAUGGCAGCUUCCAUGGCGGGAAGAGCAACACCUACGCUUCUGCGUGCAGCAUGGAGAACACCAUCGACGAAUUCGGUAAUAGCUAGAGCGACAACAACGAAAAGAAUUUCAGUCUCCCUUCCGACACCUUCGUUGUCGUCGAAUCUAAUGCUCCGUCAGUCUCGAAUCUCCGCUUCUCCUUCCAGGUUGGUACGACGUGAAUUGAGCACAUUCCUGCCGGUUCAUUCUGCGAUUGCAUCCGCUUGCCUUGUCUCUAAGCUACCUUCGGAAUUCACCCCCUCGACUGAAGGUAGAUUUGCCAACUAUGUCAGUCCUAUCUAGUAUGACUGCUAGCAGAGAUGAAGAGUUUUCUUCUCUUGUUCUUGAAUGGCUAAAUAUAAGGAGGAAAUGGAGAUUCAGUUCACACAGUUAUUCAUAUUUUAAUUUUAUUAUUUAAUGGCCAGUCUUAAGCCAUCGUCUGAAACACUCUGAUGAGGAGGAUUUUUUUUGUUUCGUACUAUUAAUAUCUUUGAUUUAUUUGAGGUUUUAAAUUAGGAUGAAAUAGUGCAAAGGAUGCCAGGUAUGUGCAACUUUUGAUAUUAAAUUAUUAAUAAUAAGUUUAGUUUGAUGUA
Tripterygium wilfordii is the source of this 719-nucleotide messenger RNA. RefSeq lists its product as uncharacterized. Lineage: Eukaryota; Viridiplantae; Streptophyta; Magnoliopsida; Celastrales; Celastraceae. Bases 16 to 429 code for a protein of 137 amino acids. The record is from RefSeq and is a predicted model, not a curated record. The transcript has 3 exons.